UUAUAUGAAAUUAACGAUGAUCCAAAGAGGAAGGAAUUCUUAGAUGAUCUGUUUUCAUUUAUGCAGAAGAGGGGAUCGCCAAUCAAUCGUCUUCCGAUAAUGGCCAAGUCAGUUUUAGACUUGUAUGAACUGUACAAUUUGGUAAUAGCUCGUGGUGGAUUAGUCGAUGUCAUUAACAAGAAAUUGUGGCAAGAAAUUAUCAAAGGACUACAUCUACCAUCCAGUAUAACGAGUGCAGCAUUCACGCUACGAACACAAUAUAUGAAGUACCUGUACCCAUAUGAGUGUGAAAAGAAAAACUUAAGUACUCCUGCUGAACUCCAAGCGGCUAUUGACGGCAAUCGACGUGAAGGUCGCAGAUCCAGCUACGGUCAAUUUGAUCAACAAAUGCAGGGACAACUACAAAUGCAACGGUCACCCACUGGUCUGCAGCAAAUGUCACCCUUAUCAUUAGUCACUCACGGCAACGCACCAAAUUCACACCAUCGUAUGAUGGGCGGACCACCGCUUGGACAGAUGGCAAAUGUAGUACCACACGACAUCGAACAGCGUAUGAUUGAAUACAUAAAAAUGUUUCAACCGAAAGAGCCAAGACGUUCCCAAAGUCCUGAAUUGUUGCAACGGGAUGCAUUAAAUGCAUUGGAAAUGUCAAGAGUGGCCCUUUGGUCGAUGUACAAUAAUAACACAAGCCCACCAGUUUCAAUAAAUACAAUAAGUCCGCCGAACCAUGAACCACAAAGAGAGGCACUAAACCUAGCUGAAUCUCCACCACACAUUCCUAACGUUAAACGAGAACGUGAACGAUCGAGCGAUUACCAUGAAAGAGACAGAGAUAUUCCGUGCGAGCCACCGCAGAAACGUGCUGUGCCCAUCGAUAAGUCAUUGCAAAGACACAAUUCGUCGUCGAUGCACCACGACGACCGGUCUAGAACGCCAAUGAACGAUCAUGACGUAUCCGACGAUCCCGCUCACUCAUCCUCACCGAUCCGCAAUGGCAUUUCUAACAUAUCGUCAGGUUCGACGACGACUGUAUUGUCGGGAAUGCAAUUCAAAAUAACUAGUCGCGGCAAUGCAGCUAACGGCGAGCAACAAUUGGUUGUGACAAUGGAAUUGAAUGGAGUUCAAUAUGAGGGCGUGCUAUUUGCAAAUCCAACCACAAAUUCGACGAAUGCUUCAACGCCGACGAAAACCAAUCCAAAUAGCAGUCACAAUCCGAUCGAUGAAAGAGAAACAAACCGAGUUGCUCGGCCACUCGUAUCAUCGUAAUUUUGCCAAUUUCGGGAGAACAUUUAAUUUUGUGGACAAUCUACUUGAACAUUUUAUACGUAGCAUACAGUUGGAAUGUUUCGUUUAAAAAUAGACGAAUUUUUGAUUUCAUCAAUUGAAUGUUGAAAAAUAAUACGCAAUCGUGUCGUUAGCGACUGACCCCAAGUUUUUUUUCUAGUAAAAUUGAAAUUUAAUGAUUAAUUAGUUCUUCGGUCGAUUGGCCUCGCUAGAAAUCAGAUUUUGUCAUUUUCAAUUUUUAAGAUUUUUUUUUUGCAAAUUUGAUUCACUCCAAACCUUAUUAAUUAUUCUCUGUCACCCAAUUUAAUUUACCUGUUACGGACGGCCAUAUUAUUGGUUAUCAGGAAGUAAUAGAUUCGAUAACCGAUCUAAUGACAUAUGACUACCGCCUGUGAAAGUUUAAAUUCAUUCACAAAGACACCCUAAAAAGUCAGGAUACUUCGAACUAAGGAUAUUGCACAAUAUUUAGUAACUCUCAGUGCAAAUUGUAAUGGUUUCCCAUUUUGUUCCCCUAUUUGUCCUAGUCCUUCGAGUAUUUAAGCGUGUUGUAACGAAAUUUUCCAGUUUUUCCUCUAAAUUUACUUCCUUGCUUCAAAAUCGAAACAUGACGAAUUGGUGAAUCAAAUCAUGUUCAUGUCGUCAUUUCUCUGAAACGGCUAAUCAUUUGUUGUCAAGACUAAAGUACACUAUGGCCUCAGGUUAGAUCUUCUAUGGAAUAAUGUAUGUGAUCAGUGAUCAUACACAAGCCUAUGCUUUGAACAAAAGAAGUUAACAGAUGAUUGCGACACGCUUGCCGUUUUCAUAAUACUUAGAGGUACAAUCUAUGAUAGAAAAGGAAAACUUUGACUUCGGAAACGUAAAUGCAAAUUUGUUCAAAAAUGAUUUCCAAAAAUUAAACUUAAAUGAGAAACAAAAAUUCACUUCAAAAAUAGGCUGUAAAAAAUGAUUUUUUUGUGUUUAAAAAACUAAAUUUAUAUUGUGAGACCGAGAUGCAUAAAUUAUUUAGUUAAAAACCAAUGGAUAAAUUAAAGUGGAAAAUAUUUUUAAUUUGUAAAAUUCUUUAAAAACAAGAAGAUUUAUUCAAGAACAAAAGUCAUCGCUGCAAUAUAAUAAUACAAAUGGAAAGUGAAAGAAAAAGAAUUAUUAAAAAAAUUAAAUAAAUAAAAGAAUUCAAUUAGAAUUGUGCGUGUGGUUUAGAAACUAAAUUAGUUGUGUAAAUUGUAUACUUAGUGUAGAUCUAAAGAGAAAAUUUGUGUUAAGCGAUAACGAUUGUCAUUAUUUAGGGUUUUUAUAUCGAAUGGGACGGGUGUAGCAUUUUUCUUCUUUUUUCUUGGCUUUUUUAGUCUUUCAGAAAAGGUUUAGUCAUCUGUUAUCGAUGUAACAAACAAUGACCGACUGGCUAUACAAACAAAAUGUACAAAGAAAUGAAAAGAAACAUUUUUUGAACAAAUUCCAGGCGAUACUUUGAACAAAUAAAGAGACAGAUUUAAUCAUUGUAUUUCGAUAGGCCGUUUCUGAAAGGUUUCUAUUCCAUGGUUAUUAACCAUGAAUAUUCUCAAAACCGAGAAAAUGAUUCUGUAGUAAGCUCAUUUUAUAUACAGACAUCAUUCUAAUCUCUUCCUUCGUCCAAAAUUUUCUUCUUUUUUUAUAACUAUAUUUUGAUGACCUUGAGUCAUCCCUUCUUCUACUUGCGAUAGCAAAAACUCGUUUUAUUUUGACUUUAUUUAGUGGAAUCUAAAGAAAUACACAAAAUGGAAUGCAAACUGUACCGCAGAAAACGUUUUUCGAAUAAGUAAACUUUCGUCUCAUCUAAACCAAAAGCAUUAAAAGCAAAACUUUCCUUAUGUUCCAUUCGAUAUUUAUGUGUUGACGAAAAUGUGACAGUAUCGAUAUAGUAGAGUUAAUGAUACAACCGAUAAGAUAAUUAUGUGUAGUUUAAAGUUAAACAUUAAAUAUUUAAAUAUUUUUUUUUUGCCAAAAAGACUGUUUUUGUUAAUUAUAGUAAUUAAAAAA
Bradysia coprophila is the source of this 3297-nucleotide messenger RNA. RefSeq names its product protein dead ringer-like. Gene Ontology annotation, biological process: regulation of transcription by RNA polymerase II. Gene Ontology annotation, cellular component: nucleus. The record is from RefSeq and is a predicted model, not a curated record. Gene Ontology annotation, molecular function: DNA binding. Lineage: Eukaryota; Metazoa; Arthropoda; Insecta; Diptera; Sciaridae.